This is a messenger RNA of Tetrahymena thermophila SB210, 582 nucleotides long. RefSeq lists its product as hypothetical. The transcript has a single exon. NCBI's taxonomy places the organism in Eukaryota, Ciliophora, Oligohymenophorea, Hymenostomatida, Tetrahymenidae. The record is from RefSeq and is a predicted model, not a curated record.
AUACAUCCAACAAACAAUUUAUUUAUUCAAAAAUAUUAAAUAUAUUAUAAUAUUAAAAAUAUAAAAAUAAAUUAAUUGUCAAAAAUGAAAAAAUUGGUUGCUUUACUUUUUGCUUGCGCUGUUCUAAUCUCUUAUGUUGAGUCCAAAAAAAAGCUGAGAUAAAAUGAUCAACAGGAUGCUAAUGGAUUCACUGAUUAACUUCUAGAAGGUCCUAAAUAAUUAAACUCAACUUAAGGAGUAGAUCAAAUAGCUUAGCGUAUCGUAAGUGAUCCCAAUUAAGUUCAUGCUCUUGAAGCUGACAAAGAAAAUCAGUUCUUCAUUUAAACUAAACCUGUUGCUAUUAUGUAUAAUAAUGAUCCUGAUUUUAAACCAUAGCUCAUUUAAAACAAUAUGGAUUCUUCUAAAGGUGUCACACAAUUCGAUAGCUUGCAAUAAGAAUGCUUUAGAUAAUGCAAAAAAAUUGGUGGAAAUGUCUUUUACUAAAAUAAGAAUAAAAAUUACUUUUGCUGCUAGUUUGCUCUAAAUAACAAUUAUGAUGGUACUUACUAACAAACCUGCUUAACUGCAACCUUAAAUUGUUGA